Messenger RNA from Tachysurus vachellii, 17162 nucleotides. RefSeq names its product zinc finger homeobox 3b (gene zfhx3b). NCBI's taxonomy places the organism in Eukaryota, Metazoa, Chordata, Actinopteri, Siluriformes, Bagridae. Gene Ontology annotation, molecular function: DNA-binding transcription factor activity, RNA polymerase II-specific; zinc ion binding; RNA polymerase II cis-regulatory region sequence-specific DNA binding. The coding region runs from base 480 to 12032 and encodes 3850 amino acids. Gene Ontology annotation, cellular component: nucleus. Gene Ontology annotation, biological process: regulation of neuron differentiation; brain development; regulation of transcription by RNA polymerase II. The transcript has 10 exons. The record is from RefSeq and is a predicted model, not a curated record.
CCUCGCGCUCUCCUUUGCUGAAUCUUAUUGAUCCAGAAGGUGGCUAAUUAGCCCUUCCCGUCGUGCCUGUGUAAUGAAGCACAUGCGCACUGAAUUAAUCACAGCCAUUUUUUUUGCAGGAAACUAAUUAGCAGGAAUAAAGAUCCAAAGAGUUUUUUUUUUCCUUUUCAAUCAUCAGAUCUCACUUUCACCUCUUCCUCUCUCCCUCUAACACGAGACUCAUCGCCCGCUUUGCAUCCAAAUUAUUUUUAUAUUGCCUUUACAACUAAUACUUCGGCUUUUUCUCUCCUUCUCCACUCGCCGCAACAACAAUGAUCUUUCUUUUAGCAUCCUAAACGCAAACUGACCAAAAGGGACUUGCCUUGAUGGGAUCUUUAGCCAAAACGUCUCAAUACUGGAUUAAAAAGCAAAGCGAAGGAUCUCAAAGCGGCAGCAAAAACAUUGCCUGGAUGCGAUGAAAGCCUCAUGUAGGCAUCAGCAUGGAAAGCUGUGAGUCUCCCGUGGUUUCUGGGACAGACGAUGGGCUCAGCUCUUCAACCGCCUCCCAGCAGCCUCAACAGCAUCCUCCUCAACCCUGGAACGAUCGCCCUAGUGCACAGGUCACUCCCGGCAACCACCCCCCUUCCUUGGAUCCCCUGUCUCUCUCAGCUCAGCUUCAGAGCUCCAGCAGUACGUCUCGUGAGGUUGUGAGAGAACAGAGACAACAGCAGCAGCAAACACGGACCCCGUCUCGAGCUACCACUGACAGCUCCAACAGCAGCCAACUGCACCCCAGACGAGAGGGGUUGGAGGAGGAGCAGGAGGCAGGGAGCUGUGGAGAGGACGACGAAGACUUGGAGGACUUGGACGAUAUGGAGAUUGACAACUGUUUUCCAAGUUUGCAACCCUUCCCUGGCAUACCUAUAGCUCCAGUAGGAGGGGGCAUGCCCACUCUCAUGCGGCAGCAGCCCAUGCAGCGGAGGGAUGCUAUGGAAAGUGGGAGUGAUGAAGGAGAGGAAGAGGAGGAAGAAGAGAGCAGCGAUGUGGAAAACCUAGCUGGGGAAAUUGUCUACCAGCCUGAUGGCUCAGCUUACAUUGUGGAAAGCCUAAGCCAGUUGAUCCAAAGUGAUGGGGGCAUGACAUCUAGCUUGCAUCCCUCUAAUUUUCUCUCUGGUGGUGGUAAAACGGGGGAACCUGCCGGAUCCUCAUCAUCAGUUUAUCCUCAGAUCAUCAACACUUUCCACAUAGCCUCAUCUUUUGGAAAGUGGUUUGGCUCCACAGACCAAGGUUUCCCCAAUACCUCAACCACGGCAGGCCACAGUCCUGUACUGCACAGUUACCGCGUUUUUGAUGUGCGGCACAAAAGCAACAAGGAUUAUCUAAACAGUGACGGGUCUGCCAAGAAGUCUUGUGUAUCCAAAGAUGUUCCCAACAAUGUGGAUUUCUCUAAAUUUGAUGGGCUUGCUCUUUAUGGUAAAGGCAAGCCCAUCCUCAUGUGUUUUCUCUGCAAACUGUCCUUUGGUUAUGCUCGCUCCUUUGCCACUCACGCUGUCCAUGAUCAUCGCAUGACCUUGUGCGAGGAUGAGCGUAGGAUUUUGGGCCACAAGCAUGCGUCUGCCAUUAUACAGGGCAUUGGUAAAGACAAAGAGCCUCUAAUUAGCUUCCUGGAACCAAAAAACAAGAGCUCUCCUCCGCCACCCAACCUAGUGCCCAUGAACUCAGGCCAGAGCUUCUUUGGCACAUUCAGUGGAGUCCAUUUAGAGGCGGGGAGCAAUAGUGGAGGAGGUGAAGGACUCCUCAACAAAGACUCUGAUUCUGGUCUCCAGCAACAAGCCCUACUGACCCUGGGAGGCCUUGGAAGUCCCAAGCCACCAUCUCUUACCUCAACCCCAGGUCCUGCCAAAGACUCCAUUACCCUGCCCAAGGUUCAGGGAGGGAGAACAGAGGGGCCUGUGGGAAAAGAGGGGAUUCAGAGAGGGGCGGAUGGGGAUUUAGAUCCCUGUUUAAGCAAAACUCAUGGUGAGGAGAUGGCCUCUGAGGAAGAGGAUGAACUUCUUUUAGAAGAAGAGGAUGAUGACGUGGAAGACGAUGGCACUGCAGUGGCCUAUGGUGGCAGUAGCAGCAGUGGUGGUGGACAAGUCGGGGAACCAGCUGUCUCAAACCAAAGUAUUUCCAAAUCUCUUUUAUUAAUGCCUAGUAGCGCUCUUCAGCCUUCUGCCUGUCCCUCUGCAGCCAGCCCCACACUCAACAGCAAAGUCCCAGCUUCCAUGUGUAUUUCUUCUUCUGUCAGGGGAUCUGACGAGGGAAUGGCUGCAGAUGGUGGAGGGAGGUCAUCAGAGACCCCACUGAGCUUUAACUGCCAGGGGCCCACUGUCCCCAUGGCAAUGGCAGCAGCCACCAGAAGAGGAGGUGAGGAGGACAGAGCCGCAUGCUCUUUAGCAGGGACUUCCUCCCCUCUCACCUCCAACACUGCUGCUGAUGAAAGUGCCAAUCGUGAUAGUGCCACAGCUCCUGAACCAAAUGAAUGCCUAGCAGAAGGAGAUGAUGAAAGUGGUGCCCACCUGCACCACCUUCACCACCAUCAUCACCACCCACACUCUUCAUCACACUCUCACCCCAACUCCCAGCAUGCAGGAACCUGUGACAUUACUGGGGUAGGUGAGUGCACCCAGAACCAUGGGGCUGCAGCCAGUGGAGGAAAUGGGGUCGAGUGCCCUAAAUGUGACACUGUCCUGGGCUCAUCACGUUCCCUGGGUGGCCAUAUGACGAUGAUGCAUUCGCGCAACUCUUGCAAGACACUGAAAUGUCCCAAGUGCAACUGGCAUUACAAGUACCAGCAGACCCUGGAGGCACACAUGAAGGAGAAGCACCCAGACUCUGGGAACUCCUGUGUGUACUGCAGCAGUGGACAGAGUCAUCCACGUCUGGCUCGGGGAGAAAGCUACACCUGUGGCUACAAGCCCUUCCGUUGCGAGGUCUGCAAUUAUUCCACCACCACAAAGGGCAAUCUGAGCAUCCACAUGCAGUCGGAUAAGCACCUGAACAACAUGCAGACCCUGCAAAAUGGAGGUUCCAUACCUACAGCCAGUGAGCAGGUCUUUGGUCAUACACCUGGUGGUGUGGUGUCAGUUCCAUCAGCCACCCAGGCCAGCAGUCACCACCCAAGCCACCAUCACCAUCCAGCACAGUCGUCUACCCACAUAGCCGGGCCUUGCGGAGCUCCUUCACCCACCAAACCCAAGAGCAAACCCACUUGGCGAUGCGAGGUGUGUGACUACGAGACCAAUGUGGCCCGCAAUCUACGCAUCCACAUGACUAGUGAGAAGCACAUGCACAACAUGAUGCUACUUCAGCAAAAUGUCACCCAGAUGCAACAUGGCCGUCUGGGCCUAGGGGCCAUGCACACACCCUCUGAGGCAGAGCUUUACCAGUACUACCUUACCCAAAACAUGAGCCUGCCUCCAGGUCUGAAGAUGGAUCCUACUGGAGCCGAUGCCCAAUUCUUGCUAGGAGGAUUUCCCAUCGAUCCUAAUAUGGCUUCCUUGGCCCCAGCACUAGGAGGGGACAUUCCCAUGGACAUACGUCUGGGCGGUGGGCAGCUGGUGUCUGAAGAGCUGAUGACCCUUGGUGAAAGCCUGUCGCAGACCACUGAUCCAUCUCUGAAGCUCUUCCAAUGUGCCGUGUGCAACCGGUUCACCACUGACAACCUGGACAUGCUGGGCUUGCACAUGGGGGCAGAGCGAACGCUGCCUGAGGAUGAGUGGAAGGCCGUGGUGGGCGACUCGCACCAGUGCAAGCUGUGCCGCUACACCACACAGCUGAAGGCCAACUUCCAACUGCACUGCAAGACUGAUAAGCAUGUGCAGAAGUACCAGCUGGUAGCGCACAUUAAGGAGGGCGGCAAGGGUAAUGAGUGGCGCCUAAAAUGCGUGGCCAUUGGGAACCCGGUUCACCUCAAAUGCAAUGCCUGUGACUACUACACCAACAGCCUGGAGAAGUUGCGCAUGCACACUGUCAAUUCACGCCACGAGGCCAGCCUCAAGCUCUACAAGCACCUGCAGCAGCAUGAGAGCGCGGUGGAGGGUGAGGCCUGCUACUACCACUGCGUCUUGUGUAACUACUCCACCAAGGCCAAGCUCAACCUCAUCCAACACGUGCGAUCCAUGAAGCACCAGCGCAGCGAGAGCUUGCGGAAACUGCAACGCCUGCAGAAAGGAUUGCCAGAGGAGGAAGAGGACCUGAGCGCCAUCUUCACCAUCCGGAAGUGUCCCUCCGCCGAUAUCGGCGAGUUGAGUGAGGAUGUGGAGGCUGCCAGCGAGACCACCACAGACCAGGAGGACCAAACCAAAGACAGAGAGUGUGGGGGGGAGAAGGAGCUCACCAAAGAGACAGCUGCAGGAUCCAGCCUGUCAGAAAGGGAUCAGACAGAUUCACCGAUUCCCUCCAAACGGCCUCCUUCAGCAUCCGGGGCUUCAGAGAGCUCCUUCUCUUCCAAGCGUCCCCGGACGUCUGAGAAGAGCACCGGGGAGCAGAUGUACCAGUGUCCCUACUGUAAGUUCACCAACACCGAUCUGAACCGGCUAAGGAUGCACGUGAUGACCCAGCAUUCGGUGCAGCCCAUGCUGCGAUGCCCGCUGUGCCAGGACACGCUUAACAACAAGGUCCACCUGCAGUUCCACCUCACGCACCUCCACAGCGUGGCACCGGACUGCGUCGACAAGCUCAUAGCCACCGUGGCAACAUCAGAGGUACUGCCAGCAAGCAUGUUCAUACCAGUCCCGGGACCAGAGAAAGAUCCUCAGAACACACCGCAAUCCUUGUCUAACUCAACCUCUGAAAGCACAAAGAAACAAACAGAAGCUGCCGAGGUUGAAGCUGAUAAAGGAAUUAAUCUGGUCUUAGACGUAACUGAAUCUCGGAAGUCACCUCUUGAAGAGCAACAUACUACAAGAGACGACACUACUGGUUUCCUAUGCUGGAAAAAGGGCUGUAAUCAAGUGUUCAAAUCAUCCAACGCUCUCCAGAUACAUUUCAAUGAGGUCCAUAACAAAAGGCCACAACUCCCUGUCUCUGAUCGCCAUGUUUACAAGUACCGUUGCAACCAGUGCAGUUUGGCAUUUAAGACAAUUGAGAAAUUGCAGUUGCAUUCCCAGUACCAUGUCAUCAGAGCAGCCACCAUGUGUUGUCUCUGUCAGCGGAGCUUCAGGACGCUACAGGCCUUGAAAAAACACCUGGAGUCCAGUCACCUUGAACUGAGUGAAGCUGAUAUUCAGCAGCUCUAUGGAGGCCUACUAAUGAAUGGAGACCUCAUGGUUAUUGGUGACCCUUCACUUGGAGAGGACCAGGCAGGUCUCAUUGAAGAUGAGAAAGAAGGAGAGGACAGUGAUCCUGAGGAGAAACAGAGUCCAACUGGCAGUGACUCUGGAUCAUUACAAGAGGAUUCAGGAUCUGAGCCCAAACGAGCGCUGCCAUUUAGGAAAGGUCCUAAUUUCACAAUGGAGAAAUUUUUAGACCCUUCUCGUCCUUUCAAGUGUACAGUCUGCAAAGAGUCUUUUACCCAGAAGAAUAUUCUUCUGGUACAUUAUAAUUCUGUGUCACACUUGCAUAAGGUCAAACGGGCUCUGCAGGAAUCCACUACAGGUCAACCGGAAACAACCAGCAGUCCUGAUAAUAAGCCCUUUAAAUGCAGCACUUGCAACGUCGCAUACAGUCAGAGCUCUACACUGGAGAUUCAUAUGCGCUCUGUCCUGCACCAGACCAAAGCCAGGGCAGCCAAACUUGAAGCUGCAGGUGGAGGCUCCAGUUCUGUCAACAGUGGCGGUUUAAGUGGAGGCACCUCAAAUAGCACUUCAACUCCCAGCCCCAUCCCGUCAACUAACUCAACAACCAGCUCAAGUAACAACAGCUGCUCUCCAGCAGGGGUUCAGACAGCACAGAGCAUCCUGGGUGGGAACCAAAUGAGUCAGUCUCAGAAUCCUGAGUCCAUGUCUAACUCCACAUCUCAUCCGCCGCCUUCUGAAAACCACGAUGUGAAAAAAAAGAAAUUUGCAGACAUGCUGUCUUCAAGAGGUCACCAGCAGCUCCAACAGCAGCAGCAGUUAGCACAGGCUCAAGCUCAAGCCCAAGCCCAACUUCAGCAAGAGCUCCAACAGCAAGCUGCCCUCAUUCAGUCCCAGCUGUUCAAUCCACUACUCCAGCAUUUUCCAAUGACAGCAGAUGCGCUUUUGCCCCUUCAACAGCAACAGCUUCUGUUUCCUUUCUAUAUCCCUGGAGCAGAAUUCCAGCUGAAUCCAGAAAUUAACUUGAACAGUUCUUCCCUUAACCUAAGUAACUCUGCUGCCUCUUUGUUGGAGGAGCAAAAGAACCAGGCCCAGCAGGCACAACAGAGCUGCCUACAACAGCAACUGAUGCAUCAUCACCUUCAGCAACAGCACCAAGCCCAUUCCCACUCACAGGCAUCAAGCCAAAUGGCUUUACUACAGCAGAGUGCAUCUCUUUCACACCCUGUAGAGAAAAAACCAAAGUCGCUUGCUCCUCAUAGUGAGAAGGAAAGAGAUCUGCCAAAGGAUAAAGAAAUUAAUGAUAAAACAGAGGACCAUGCUCCAAAGGACAUCCCAGAAAAUUUUAAAUCCAAAGAAAAGAAAGAUAUACCACAGACUAUAGCUAAUUUGAAUCAGGACAAUGGAUGCCUUCCACCAAGGAUUGCAUCAGAUGCUCGUGGUAAUGCCACCAAAGUGCUAUUGGAGAAUUUUGGAUUUGAAUUAGUUAUUCAAUACAAUGAGAACAAACAGAAAGCUCAGAGAAAGCUGACAGGAUCUGUGUCUGGAUCAGUUGCAUCUGGUGGUAUCACUAGAGUUGUGGACCCAGUUGAAGGACUGGAGAAAUUGGAAUGUGAGGCCUGCGGAAAACUCUUUUCCAAUAUAUUAAUACUAAAAAGUCACCAGGAGCAUAUCCAUCAGGCCUUCUUCCCUUUUAGAUCACUAGAGAGGUUUGCUAAGGAGUACAGAGAACAAUAUGACAAGCUGUACCCACUAAGACCACAAACACCUGAGGCUGCUCCUCCCCCACCACCACCUCCUCCUCCCCCGCCACCACCACCUCCUCCGCAAAGGGCACCGACACCAAAUAUUCCUGUAUCAGCCCCCGCACUUACUCCACCAACUGCUUCAACCCCACAACCCCCAGGUCCGCUACCUCAGAUUCCAAUGCCAAUGGAUCUCCCUCUCUUCUCUCCACUCAUGAUGCAGCCAAUGUCCCUCCAGUCAUUGCCCUCUCAAAUUCCUGCACAGUUACAAGCUGUUGAGCCUGGUCUAGCGACUGAUCUUGCACAUCUGUACCAGCAGCAGCUUACCCCUGCUAUGCUGCAGCAGCAGCAGAAUAAGAGGCCCCGCACCCGUAUUACGGACGAUCAGCUAAGGGUUCUAAGACAGUACUUUGACAUAAACAAUUCACCAAAUGAAGAACAAAUAAAAGAAAUGGCAGACAAGUCGGGACUUCCACAGAAAGUCAUUAAGCACUGGUUUCGGAAUACUCUCUUCAAAGAGCGGCAGCGCAACAAAGACUCCCCCUACAAUUUCAACAAUCCCCCUAUCACUACUCUGGAAGAGGUCAAAAUUGACUCUAAACCACCUUCACCUGAACCCCAAAAACCAGAGUCCUAUGGCAGUAAGAGAUCCACAAGGACACGGUUCACAGACUACCAGCUUCGAGUAUUGCAGGAUUUCUUUGAUGCUAAUGCAUACCCUAAAGAUGAUGAAUUUGAGCAGCUGUCCAAUCUUUUGACCCUACCAACUAGGGUCAUUGUUGUUUGGUUCCAGAAUGCCAGACAAAAAGCACGUAAAAAUUAUGAGAACCAGGGUGAAGGAGCAAAAGAAGGUGAGCGGCGUGAGCUGUCUAAUGACCGAUACAUUCGCACAACUAACUUGAACUAUCAGUGCAAGAAGUGUAGUCUGGUCUUCCAGCGGAUAUUUGACCUUAUUAAACAUCAAAAGAAGCUUUGCUACAAAGAUGAGGAUGAGGAAGGGCAAUAUGAUAGUCAAAAUGAAGACUCUCUUGACCUCUCACAUGAAUACUUUUCAUGUUCUGGAUCAUCAGGUCACACACCGAUGUCAUCGUCCUCAAGCCUCUGCCCUCUUCCAACUUCAUCUACAUCAUUCUCUCAUAUGACAUCAUCUGAGAAGGCUGAAUCUACAUCAACAAAUACAUCAAACUCUUUUGAUGAGAAAACCAAAAUUUCUGCAGAACCAUCUCUGGGUCCAAGAGAGCAGACAUCUUUGAAACAGGAAAGCACUCAGCCAGCUGAGAUUCCACCACAGAAACCAUCACGAGAGGAAAAGGUUCAACUUACCCCAAAGAACAGAAAGCUUUCUUCACCUUCCCUCUCUCAACAGCAACAGCAUAGUACUGCUUCAGCCUCUGCGGCCCAUACAAGCCAAAACCCCUCCCAAAGUUCUCUGAUGGCCCUUAAUUCCCAUUUAGCCUCACAGCAGCAGCUGGCCCAGCAAAUGAUUCCCUACCAGUGUGAGCAGUGUAAACUCGCUUUUCCCUCAUUUGAGCACUGGCAAGAACACCAGCAGCUUCACUUCUUGAGCGUUCAAAACCAGUUUAUUCAUCCCCAGUUCUUGGACCGACCAAUGGACAUGCCUUUUAUGUUAUUUGACCCCAGCAACCCUUUGCUGGCUAGCCAGCUUCUAGCUGGAGCAUUGCCACAAAUACCAAGCAGCUCUGCCACCUCUCCGUCCACUCCUACAUCCACCAUGAACUCUCUAAAGAGAAAGCUAGAGGAAAAAGCAGGCACUAGUCCAGGGGAAAAUGAUAGCACCAACAGUGGGGAAGAACCACAAAGAGACAAACGUCUUCGAACCACUAUUACACCAGAGCAGCUUGAGAUCCUGUACCAGAAAUAUUUACUAGACUCUAACCCCACACGAAAGAUGCUCGAUCAUAUUGCUCAUGAAGUGGGGCUCAAGAAACGGGUGGUGCAAGUAUGGUUCCAAAAUACUAGGGCCAGGGAAAGAAAAGGACAGUUUCGAGCUGUUGGGCCAGCUCAAGCCCAUCGACGUUGCCCCUUUUGUCGUGCCCUCUUCAAAGCUAAAACUGCCCUGGAAGCCCACAUUCGUUCACGCCACUGGCAUGAGGCAAAGCGUGCUGGUUACAACAUAACACUUACCGGUUUGCUGUCUGAACAUGAUGGCAUGCACUUGAAGAUGGAUCCUCAGGAUAUUGCUAAUUUCUCUCAUAUAGGUUCUUCUAAUAAUGAUGGUCAGUGCUCAUCUCUGUCACCUGUGAGUAAAACCAUGGACUUGUCUCCCAGGGCACUUUUAAGUCCAACAUCAAUUAAGGUUGAGGGAAUGGAGGAGUUUGAAAGCCCAACCAUGUCAUCAGUAAACAUGAACUUUGAUCAGAGCAAGCUUGAUAAUGAUGAUUGUUCUUCUGUGAACACUGCAAUUACGGACACCACUACUGGUGAUGAGGCAAAUGCAGAGAAUGACAGUGCCGAUAUGAAGCAUAGCCACAACAGUGGGGAUUUCUUGUCUAAGACUGGGGGAUCAGUCCCGUCUCUUGAGAAUGAUGACCAGAUGUCUUCAGGACUAGUGAGCCCUGCAACAAGUUAUUAUGCAAAAGACUUUGAAAAUGAAAACAUGGUGGAUUACAGUGAAACAUCUAGUCUGGCUGAUCCCUGUUCACCAAGCCCUGGGGCAUCUGGGAGUAGAAGUAUUGACAGUGGAGAAAGGCCAGGGCAAAAGCGCUUCCGAACUCAGAUGACUAACCUCCAGCUGAAAGUCCUUAAGUCCUGUUUCAGUGAUUAUAGGACACCUACAAUGUUGGAGUGUGAGGUACUCGGCAAUGACAUUGGACUCCCAAAAAGAGUUGUACAGGUCUGGUUUCAGAAUGCCCGUGCUAAAGAAAAGAAAGCCAAACUCAGUAUGGCUAAGCACUUUGGAAUCAACCAGACUUCUUAUGAGGGACCUAAGACAGAGUGCACCUUGUGUGGUGUAAAAUACAGUGCACGUCUCUCAGUGCGGGACCACAUCUUCUCCCAGCAGCACAUCUCCAAGGUGAAGGAGACAAUUGGAAGCCAGCUUGACAAAGAGAAAGAGUACUUUGACCCAGCCACUGUUCGUCAGCUAAUGGCCCAGCAAGAGAUGGAUCGCAUCAAGAAAGCCAAUGAGGUUCUUGGUCUUGCACAACAACAAGCCAUGCAGCAACAAGGGAUGUUUGACAGUCCGGCCUUGCAAGCCCUAAAUCUGCAGUCGGCCUAUCCAAAUCUGCAAGGAAUACCCCCAGUUCUCCUGCCAGGGGUUGGAAGCCCUUCCCUUCCAGGUUUUAACUCAACCAACUCAGCUUUAACCCCUCCAAAACCUCCCAACGUUCUAAACAUGUCCGGUGCCAGUGUACCUUCACCCAGUCUCCCCACAUCUGGUUUACCCAAUAAGAUCCCCUCUUCUUCCUCCUUGGCCUCAUCCAGCUCAGCUCAGGCCAGCUCUUCUGUUGCCCACUCAACUACUACUACCACACUCACAUCAAACUCCCUGACCACCCAACUAGGUGCCCGGGCUGAUCAUCCCAAAGAGCGUGAAACAGAAAAAGCCAGGGAGAAAGAAAAGACCAAGGAAAAAGUCGAGAAGUCCUCCACACCAUCCUCAACUGCGGGCACACCUGCUCCCUCCACUUCUGCUGCCAGUGCCAAGAAAGAAAAACCAGAUACAGCUGUUCCAGCCACCUCAAUGCCUACACCUGGCAUGGAAUAUGUGGUUGAUCCUGCACAGCUACAAGCUCUGCAGGCUGCUUUAGCAUCAGAUCCAACAGCACUGCUUACCAGCCAGUUCCUGCCCUAUUUUAUGCCAGGUUUUUCUCCAUAUUAUGCCCCUCAGAUUCCUGGGGCUCUUCAAGGUGGAUACCUUCAGCCUAUGUAUGGUAUGGAAAGUCUUUUCCCCUACAACCCAGCUUUAUCACAAGCCCUAAUGGGGUUAUCACCAGGAUCACUGCUCCAGCAUUACCAGCAAUAUCAACAGAGCCUGCAGGAAGCACUUCAGCAGCAGCAGCGACAGCUUCAGCAAAUCCAGCAACCGAAAGCAAGCCAAACCCCAGCUUCUUCUCAGCCUUCGGUGGACCGCAAAGAUUCUGCCAAAGAUCAUGUAAAAACAGAGGAGAAAAAAGGCACUCUCCCAGUUGAUACCUCUUCACAUAAUAACUUACCCCCUGAGCAGCAUGAAGUGGAUGGCAAAGGUACAGACUCCCUUCUUGACCAAUACAUUGUCCCCAAAGUUCAGUAUCGGCUGGCGUGCCGCAAGUGUCAAACUGUAUUCAGCAAGGAGGAAGCAGCUAUCAGCCACCUGAAGUCGAUCUGCUUUUUUGGUCAGUCUGUGGCAAACAUGCAAGAGAUGUUGCUUCGAGUCCCCAGUAGUGGCAGUUCAGCUGAGGGUAGCCUCUAUGACUGCCUGGCUUGUAAUGUCACUCUGGAUGGGGACAAGGCACUUAGUCAACACCUGGAUUCAUCCUUGCACAAACACAGAACAAUCACGCGAUCAGCCGGAAAUGCCAAAGAGCACGCUACUAGUUUAUUACCUCACUCUUCAGCCUGCUUCCCCGAUCCUAACACCGCAUCUACCUCGCAGUCUGUCACCCACCCAAACAAAACCACAACAUCUCCCCCGCCAACGACGUCAAACACCACGCCAUGCUCAUCUGUGUCUGCAUCCUCUUGCUCCUCUGCCACACUUAACCCCACAGCUGCCAGCAAACCCUGGCCCCAGGCCCCUUUCUCUAAAGCUUUAGCUGGAAAGCCCAAUGCCACCCCUUCAACAUCAUCCUCUUUUCCUCCAGUAUCCUCACCUUCAACGGUUACCUCAAGUUCAUUGAGCACCUCAGGGGUUCAGACCUCGAUACCAACAGACGUCUUUACCGACGACUCUGACUCGGACAGCAGUCAGAAAUCAGCAGACAGGCUGGGCAGGUUGGCAGAGGAGCCACAGCAGCCCAGCUGUCUCAAAGACAGUGAUAGUUGUAGUAGUAAUAUGGCUAGUGUAGGAACAGACUCCAUCAGACUGUAAAAGAGCUUUCAACGAUGGACGAUAUUUUAAAAAAUAAAAAACAAAAAAAUAAAUAAAACACAAAAGCUAAAAAAAAAAAGCGGCGAUGUUUAAAAUAUGUUUAAAAGUAUACGAACCAAUUUCAGAAAAAAAAAGAUGUGUAAAGACUAACUGCAAUUCCAAAGCUUGUAACCAAAAAUUUAAAUGUUAGUGGAUUGUUUUCCCAUAUGAACAUGCUGGUUUUAAUUUGUUUCGACUUAAGUAUAUAGCUAUAUGUAUACACAUAUAUUAAAUUAAUAGAGAACACUGCAGUUAACGUGCAGAUAAUGUAGGGGAAUGCUGCAUUGCAAAGGACUGCCUCAAAACCACAAAAAUCAGAUGGGCCCCAGAUUCUGUCUAUACAAAGAACGAGAUAAUGAUGCACACCUUGUUUGCAUAGGUACAUCCACCUAAUAGCACAGUCACACAAAGCCAGUAUGUACUGUAUGGGAGAAUAGUCUUACAGUUUUCUUGCUAUCUAAGCAUUCAAAUACCAAUGGCUUGCUAAUGAAAAAAGAAUGAUGUAAUGUCUAUUUUAUUCUCAGGUCAACAGCUCACAACCUUUUUUAUGUUACAUUACUUUAUUCAUUUCUUUUCUGACAAAUGAGAAAACAUUUCUGUUUUUGUAUUACUUUUAAUAGAAAAAUUUUGGAAGUGAUAUGAACUAAGACAGAGCUUUCUGGGAAUCCAAAAGGGUCGCUAAACUGCUAAAAUUCUGUUAAACGGGAUAUAAACUUCUCCCCCAACACACACCCAAACAAGAAACGCAGUGAGGGAUUUUUUUUUGUUUUGUUUUUUUUAAGAAAAAAGUAAAAAACCUGUAUUUAUGAUUGAUAUAAACAUUUUUCGUGUUACGUAGAUUGUUGCAUUGGAAAUAAAUUUAAACAGUAUGGUAGAUUGAAUAAUCUUUGUGUACAUUUAGCUUUUGUAUUGUCCAACCUUAAAGCGCUUCAUUUGAUGUUGUCUUGGUCAUUCCAAUAGACUAGAUUGAGGAGCAGGAACUGAUCUGUACUUUAUUUCAGUAUAGUCAAAUCCGAAAUCUUGGAUUUUUUUUUCACCCAAACUGCCACCGACAGACUCGGCAGAAUCCCUUUGUUCUCAUGAGGGGCUUGUUUCCUUUGACGGUUGGUGCAGCGACCUGACCAAAAAAAAAGGAAGAGAUCUGUUUGAAAAUUAUUAUUCACUUAUAUUUGUGUUACCUAUUGUGCACUUACGACGUCUCGACUUACUUUAUCUCUGUCUUUUUGUGUAUGUGUGUGUCUAUGUUACUCUCCUUCCUUAUUUUUCUUUCUUUGCUUCCACUGCAUUUCGUAGGUUCGGAGAUCUUUCUCCUUUGGCACUACAAAGCAGACGUGUAUUUUAUGCAGUGUGGCUGCAGUCUGUUAUAGUCUUUAAUUUUUGUUGUUGUUGUUUGUUUCUUUUAUGAUUUCUUCUUCUUUUUUUAUUUUUUUGUUGUUGUUGUCAUACAAGAAAAAGAAUAAUAAUAAUUCUCACGCUUUAAAACGAAAAGAAAAUCCAAAGACUAAACACUUUCACCAUUGGUGCAUAAAGAUGAGAAAAGAGGCUUCUUUAUACUUGAGAAUUUGUUGCAGUUUUUAAGAAAAGAAAACAAAGUUUUAAAAUAAAAGGAGUACGCAUCAGAGUUGCCGUCUUUGCUUCUUUGCGAGCAGACAGGUGGCUUUUUUACGUAGACAAAUACCAAGAAUACCAAAAACCAAAACAGGACGUUCGUCCUUGCAUUGUGGAGUAGCACCAUUACAGAGCCAUUGCAGUUUGUAAGAUAGAAGUGGAGAAUCUCUUUGUUUAACUCUUCUUGUCACACAAGAUUUUUAGUUUUGUUUCACUUUUUUUUUUUUUUUGUUUUUUUAAGAAAAUGUAUAAGGUCUGGUCUCUGAGGACAUACGUUUUGCUGCUAAUGUAGAUUUUGAAAAAGAAAAAUACCUAGAUGCAUGCUCAUUUUACUUCUUGGCUAAGCUUUAAGAAAAAAAAAAGAAGAAAAAAACAACAAAAAACUAAAACAACCAAGUAAACCAUUUCCCUGCCUCUGCGACAUUUUUUCUUCUUGUUGCAAAAACGGAACUUUGAAGACUGUGAAUAUAUGUUCCAAAGGACAUUUUGGCUUUAUUGUUUUCUCUUUCUUUCCUUCUUUCUUUCUUUCUUUCUUUCUUUUUAACAGACCAACGUCAAAAAGCCAACGAUCUGUCAUGUUUGUAAAGAACAGUGCAUUCCAAAUAGCGCAUUUGAUUUCUUAAGAAAGGACAGCAAUCUUUUUAGUGAGUUUAAGUCUAUUUCCUCCCACGUUAAAUAUGACCGUAAUUCCGCCAUCACGUCUGGGUUAAAGAACAUCGCCGUUUCAGGAGUCGUGUAUACCGAGCUCAUGUCCCCGCAGCCGGUUAAGGCUGUUUGUGCACUUAAAGUAGAUCAUCAUGUAACAGUCGCUAACCAAAAAUGUACAUACUGUAACGCACCUGGUCCUAACAUAUCUCACAGGACUAGUGUCAUCACUCCACCUCUCCGUCUUUAAAGAGUCUGAGAAAGAAUGAUGGUGUUGAAUGGUGGCCUCCCCCAUAGAAAAUCGAGUAGGGACCUGCCCCAGGUUUCUGCAGGGUUUAUAGCUUUUUUUUUGUUUGUUUUUUGGUGUGUAUUUUUUACAGCUUUUCCAUGUGACAUCUUCAUUCCAAAGCAUUAUAUAAAACUGGGAAAAUAGCAGCAGUAUUUUUAUUUAUUAAUAUUUUGGAUGGUCAUUCUUACCUUUUUUGUCCAGAGAGGUCAAUGGAAAUGGUUCUGUUUAAUCCAAAUUUCCCUCUUUCUUUUUUUUUCCUUUCAUUUUCUCACCAAAAAAAAAAAGGAUUCAGUUGAACUGUACAGCAAGUGUUUUGGGCUACAUGGUACAUUGCUGUAAUCUAGGAAGCGUGUUAAAGAGUGUUACGUCUUGCAGAGCAAUGUGGUUUGGUGUUAAAAAAAAAUCUGCAUGCUAUUGAAAAAUUUGGUUGAAUUUUUUAUUUUAUUUUAUUUUUAUGUUUUUUUUUUUGGUAUGCAAAGCUUGCCACUUCUAUUCAAUCCUGUUACCUAAAAUAUUUUUUUUCCAUAAUUAUUUGUAAGAAUUCUGAUGUAUAGUUUAUUUUUUAAUGCCUUUUUUUUGCUUUGACUUUCAUUUCGAAUCGUGUCGGACUUUUAUUAUUUUCAUAUAUCUAUUUGUAUUUUAUUUUCUGUAUAUUAAUUUGUAUUGUUGAUGUUUUUUUGUUUUUGUAUGCAUAAAUUAAUGUUUUAACACCAGCUUUAAAUUUCAAUCACUUUUUUUUCUUAUUCUAAGACCUGGCCACUUUAAUGGUGUACCAAUGUUCCUAUAUUUGUCUUUUUCGACAAAGUUUGAUCUCUUGCUUCCAAAGUGUGCUCUUUAUUUAAUGGGCUCUUUAUUUUGUGAGGGAUGAAGUUCAAAUCCUCACAAUCAACUCUGCCAGCAUGGACUGUGUGUGUGUGUGUGUGUGUGUGUGUGUGUGUGUGUGUGUGUGUGUGUGUGUGUGUGUUUCUUUGUUUUCUUUGUUUUUUGUCUUUUUAAGAGCCAACAUCAGUUUAUUUAGUUUUGUGUUGUUGUUGUUGUUGUUGUCGUUGUUUUUCCUCCACUUUCAUUUCACACCAAAACAUUAUAAACUGCAAAGCUGUUCCUUCAGUACAAUAAUUUUUUUUUUUUUUUUUUUUGGAAAGUCCUAAUAAUUCGGUAAUGAGAAAUUGAUACUGAAGCACUGAGCAGUUUUUUUAUUCACUUCAUUAAAUAUAUGUAUGUGGCCAAAGCAUAAUGCAGAUGAAAGGUUGGUGCCCCUGAUGAGUGUAUAUUUAUUGUGGCACAACACAACAUAUGACUGAGACACAUCGACUCUCAUCGGGAUACUUGAUUUUUUUUUUUUUGUGGACAUUUUGCAAAGAGAGACAGAAGGCGGCAGGUUUUGCUGUAGAGGUCAUCCUUUUUGCCCACUGUGAAGAAACAUGUAUACAGAUAUAGAUAUAUUUAAAGAAGACAUCAACUUUUUUUAAAUGACAAAGAAGGAAAAACAAAGAGAACAGAACUCUGGGAAGCUUUGGAAAAUGUCGUUAAAAUGUCCUGGAAGGCAUGAAACUGGGGAUGGGAGCCAAAGGCAGGAAAAAUAAUCAGAGACACCUCUUGAUAUCAAGUCAUUAUUUAAUUACUGACAAUACGCCUACGGAAACAGACUCAGCAACCGGUGGACGUACAGUACGUGAAAACAGAGAGGAAUAAACCUGGUGACUUCCGGACGCGGCCGGAUCGGCCGCUACUUCGGAAUCGUGGAUAAAAUCCACAGGAUGGACAGAACCACGCGUCUCUUUUUUCGCCCGGUCCAUGGUGUUGCUACCUGUUUCAUUUCUUCGUCUCGCCGACGGACAGCACUGACCUGGAGUCAGCCGGGAAAUAAAUCUCAUCAAACCAUUGAAAAAUAAAGGACUCGCUGUUCGAGGAGUGUGUGGGGAUUUCUUGGCUGUCAUUCCUGAGGAAGCAGUUAAACACGAAAAAGCAAACGAAACCAAAAUUAACAAGCAACCAAACAAAAAAAAACAAAAACAAACAAAAAAAAAAAACACGAGCUCCGAUUUCAAAGACUACACGGAGCUCUCCGUUCCUUUCGUGACUCCUGGUGCCACAAUUUUUUUUAAUGCUUUUUUUUUGUUUUGUUUUGUUUGAUUUCAAUUUUUUUAUUUUCUUGAAUUGUUCCUCCUUUGAGCCUCACAAGAACGGCUCAGUGGCUCCAGGUAGCCCACCCGAGGGUAGAAAAAACAGCCUUGCAAUGUACAAAAAAAGAGCAAGUUAAACCAAAAAUGUUGUUCUUGAUGUCUUUUCUAUACUGUAGUCUUGUUAGCUUUUUUGUUACUGUAAUUAUAUGAUGAAGAUUUCCAAACUGUACCAAAUUACAUGGAGACUAACAUACAUAAAUCACAUGGAACUUCAGACUUUUAAAGAAAAACUUUUGUCACAAAAAACCUUGUUGUCCUAGUUAAGUUGAUUGUAGAUGGUAAUUGAAUAUACUCCUUUGAAAAUAUUUCAUCAAGUAUGUUUCUUGCUCAUUGUGAUACAUUAAAAAGUAUGAGCAUAAAAAGCAA